Molecule: messenger RNA, 2214 nt
Organism: Myotis davidii
Lineage: Eukaryota; Metazoa; Chordata; Mammalia; Chiroptera; Vespertilionidae
Product: liver carboxylesterase 1-like
Biological process (GO): lipid catabolic process
Cellular component (GO): endoplasmic reticulum; lipid droplet
Molecular function (GO): protein binding; carboxylic ester hydrolase activity
Source: RefSeq, a predicted model, not a curated record
AUGUAUUUUAACCCCGUCAAGCUCCUCAUCAGCAAGCCAGUAAAGGGGACUCCCCAGCUGGGUGAAGGAAAUUCUCUUGCACUUGCAAGACGCGUGCGCAAACCGCCAAACUGUGAUGCAUAUAAGGGUCGAUUAUUUACUUGCUCCAACCGUGUGGAUCCAGUCUGUGCAAACAAUGGUCGUACUUACUACAAUGGAUGUGUUUUCUGCGCUGUAAUGUUACUUGAUAAAAUGUCUUUCUUCUCAUCAAGUAUCAAAAUUAUUUUCAUCACUGCCUUGGCAUUUUCUCUUUACUCUGUCCUGGUAGAAGGAAAUUCUCUUGCACUUGUAAAACCCUUGCGUACUCCGCCAAACUGUAGAGCAUAUAAGGGUCGAUUUUCUCUGUGCACCAACCAAGUGGAUCCAGUCUGCGCAAGAAAUGGUCAGACUCUAAAACACGAAUUAAAUUUCGGCAUUAUGGGAGAUGCGGAUAGGCACCCCCCUUUGUCCCCUGUGGUAGACACUGUGCAGGGCCAGGUCCUGGGGGAGUAUGUCAGCCUAGAAGGCUUUGCACAGCCUGUGGCCGUUUUCCUGGAAAUCCCGUUGGCCAAACCUCCGCUAGUACCCCUGAGGUUUGCUUGUCUGCAGCCUGCCGAGCCAUGGAUCUUCCUGAAGAACGCCACCUCCUACCCUCCUAUGUGCUCCCAAGAUGCCCUGUCAGCCCCUGUGCUCUGGGAGCUCUUUCCCUUCAGAGAGGAGAACAUUCCUCUCAAGUUCUCCGAAGACUGCCUUUACCUAAACAUCUACACUCCUGCCCACUUGAGGAAGAAGAGCAGGCUGCUGGUGAUGGUGUGGAUCCACGGGGGUGCUCUGGUGGUAGGCGGGGCAUUAACCUAUGAUGGGCUUUCCCUCUCUGCCCAUGAAAACCUGGUGGUGGUGAUCAUUCGGUACUCCCUGGGCGCCUGGGGAUCCUUCAGCAUAGGGGAUGAACACAGCCAGGGCAACUGGGGUCACUUAGACCCGCUGGCUGCGCUGUUGCUGGGUCCAGGUCAGGAAUACAUUGCCAAUUUUGGAGGGGACCCAGGUUCCGUGACCAUCUUCGGAGAGUCUGCGGGAGGUGAAAGUGUCUCUGUUCUUGUGUUAUCUCCCCUGGCCAAGAAUCUCUUCCAUCCGGCCAUCUCCCAGAGUGGUGUGUCCCUCACCUCUGGCCUGGUCAAGAAAGACAUCAAGGCCACAGCUCAGCAAAUCGCUACCUUUGCCGGCUGUCAAACCACCACCUCAGCGGUCAUGGUGCACUGCCUGUGCCAGAAGUGGGAGGACGAGCUCCUGGAGACAUCGCUGAAGAUGAAUUUUUUCCAUCUUGAUUUACUUGGGGACCCCCGAGAGAGCCAGCCCUUCCUGUCCUCUGUGGUUGAUGGAGUGCUGCUGCCAAAGUUGCCGGAGGAGCUUCUAGCUGAAAAGCAGCUCAACUCCGUUCUGUACAUCGUUGGAAUCAACCAGCAAGAGUUUGGCUGGAUUCUUCUAAUGACGAUGGGUUACCCGAUCUCUGAAGGCAAACUGGACCAGAAGACGGCCUCAUCACAAUGGCAGUCCUACUCCUUCACUGACAUCCCUGAGGCACUGGUCCCAGUGGUCACUGAGAAGUAUUUAGGAGGGACAGAGGACCCUGUCACAAAGAAAGACCGGUUCUUGGAUUUGCUGGGAGACGUGGCAUUUGGUGUCCCAGCUGUGACUGUGGUGCGUGGCCACAGAGAUGCCGGAGCCCCCACCUACAUGUAUGAGUUUCGGUAGCGCCCAAGCUUCUCGGCAGUCACGAGGCCCAAGACGGUGAUAGGGGACCAUGGGGAUGAAAUCUCAGUCUUCGGGGCUCCAUUUUUAAAAGACGGUGCCUCCGAAGAGGAGAUCAAACUCAGCAAGAUGAUGAUGAAAUUCUGGGCCAACUUCGCACGGAAUGGGAACCCCAACGGGGACGGGCUGCCCCAUUGGCCCGUGUAUGACCAGGAGGAAGGGUACCUGCAGAUGGGCGUACCCACCCAGGCAGCCCAGAAGCUGAAAGAUGAGGAAGUGGUGUUUUUCACCGAGCUCCUUGCCAAGGACACAGCCAGGACGUCACCCCAAACAGAGCAUAUUGAGCUGUUAAGGAGAGGCCCAUCCAGCCUCUAGGAUCUAGGGGAGCUUAGGGGUAAUUCUACAGAAGGUGUUUAUGGCCAAAAAGGUUCCUUAGUGUCUGGUCGG